UCAAAUUUCAUGCAACUUUUUUUCUACAUAAUCUUCAACAAGGUUCUGCGUUCUGAACUCCUGAGAAUUACUUAUCAAAGGUUUAGAUACAUGGCUUUUGGAAAGCCCGUCAUCUUAUUUUUCCCCCUUUGCUUCCUGCAAAGUGUGUUGGCAACCACUAGAGGGGAGGAGACUGCUGGUCCUUUCAAUUACUACACCAUUGAGAUAGACGAGGGAGAGGACGUAGCCAGAGACGUGGCUAAAAGGAAUGGCUUAGAGUACGUCCUACCGGUUGGAAAUCUAAAAGGGUUCCACAUCUUGAAGGCUAGAAAUAAGCAAUUUGGGAAAAGAAUCAGAAAACGGAGUGCAGAGCAACUGCUGCAACAGCUUUCCCAGGAUCGCCAGGUCAAAUGGGCUGAACAACAAGAUAUUCAUGAAGUGGAAAAAAGAGACAAAGCUCUUUUGCCUGAUCUUCCAUUCCUUUCCAAAGAGUAUAGUAUCAGCUCAUUCUUUGAAACACUAGAUCGAGAAAAGCAUGAUACUAUUCCCGCAGCAAUCUUCAAUGUGUUGAAGUCAGAACAAGAAGAUAAAGAUCCACUGCAGUUCAAUGAUCCAAUGUGGCCUGCACAAUGGGAACUGUUUAAUACUGGCCAGACGCAUGGGCCAAAGGGAUUUGACAUCAAUGUGAUGCCAGUAUGGAAGAAAAAUAUAACUGGCUCUGGGGUUGUCGUGACAAUCAUAGAUGACGGUAUUGACCAUAAUCAUAUAGAUUUAAAGAGAAACUAUGAUCCUCAUGCCAGCUUUGAUUUCAAUGACCAUUUUGAUGAUCAGCAUGAUCCAACACCUGAAGAUGUUGACGGAUCCAAUGGUCAUGGAACAAAGUGCGCUGGUGAAGUGGCAAUGGAGGCCAACAACAACUUCUGUGGGGUUGGAAUUGCAUAUAAUGCGAAGAUUGGAGGCAUCCGGAUCUUGGAUGGGAAAGUAACUGAUGCCUUAGAAGCAGCAUCUCUUACCUACAAUAACAAUUAUAUAGAUAUCUACAGCUGCUGUUGGGGGCCGAAAGACAAUGGGCGGAACUUUGAUGGCCCUAGACUAUUGACAACCAAAGCGCUACAGGAAGGUGCAGAGAAGGGUCGCAAUGGUAAAGGAAGUAUUUUUAUCUGGGCCUCAGGAAAUGGUGGCUUUUUAAGAGAUCACUGUGGUGCUGAUGGAUAUGUGAACAGUAUUUUUACUGUGGCAGUUGGAGCUGUCAGUAGCUUAGGUCUCAACACCUUUUACUCAGAGGCUUGUCCAGCAGUUAUGGCAGUAAUCCCGACAGGAGGAACAAGUGAUUCACCUUUUGAAACAAGCAUGGAGGAUGAACUAGCCUUGGUAACAACUGAACUUGACAAUGAAUGUACCAAAACCUUCAAAGGCACUUCAAGCGCAGCUCCAAUGGCAGCUGGUAUAAUUGCAUUGGUCCUUCAGGCUCAGCCGAACCUUACAUGGCGAGAUGUGCAGCACCUUAUCGUUCGAACCUGUAAAAUUUCUGACCCUUUGAGCAAAGACUGGAAGAUUAAUGGAGGAGGUUAUCACAUUCACCACAAAUAUGGAUUUGGUUUGCUUGAUGCUGGACGUAUGUUGAAAGCAGCCCUUGAGUGGAAAACCCUGGGUCCUCAGAGAAAGUGUGUGGUUAAUUCUAACCGUCAAAUGAAAAAAGCUAUUCCUGUAAAAGAUUCUCUGACACUGAAUCUAACAACGAAUGCCUGCAUGAAUACAAGGAACGCAAUUGACUCACUCGAGCAUGUACAGGUCACUGUCACCCUGUCAAGCAUCUGUCGUGGUAAUCUUGAAAUUUCUCUCACCUCUCCAUUUGGUACCAAAUCAAAGCUACUUGCAGUCCGUCCCUUUGAUGAAAGCCAAGAAGGGCUGAAAAACUGGACAUUCAUGAGUGUCCAUUUUUGGGGGGAGAAUCCCAAUGGAGCAUGGAUACUUAAAAUUACAGAUCACGCCAAUACUGUUGAAACUUGUGAGAGAAAAAAGGGUGAAACAACAUCAGGAUAUAUCACUAGGUUUCAGCUGACACUCUGGGGAACCUACAAGAUUGAGCUCCCCAAAAGGGAAAAAAUAGCGAAACUUGACAGCAUUCAACAAGGUAAAAAUUAUCAAAAGCUGCAAGACAUCAGAAAACUUACGAAGCAAACUAAAAUAGAUAAGAGAUUACUUGAAGCUUUCAUUCAUGAAAAUACCAAAAGAGUGCAAGCAGAUGAUAUUCAUUUUACGGAACCAGAGUUUCCUACACCUGUAAAAAAUGCAAGCGCUCCAAGUUCUAACUUGAGUCAGGUUCUGCUGAAAUUUUGGUACUCCAUGAAAAGCAAAAUACAUGACAAAAGGUCAUUACUAGCUGAGACAAAUGAACAGGAUUUUGAUGAAGCUCAGACUGAAUAUCAAAGAAGCAAUGUACUAUCUUCUAAGUCUGCAGAAGAGUAGAGUGAGGAUCCUGCUUCUUUACUGAUAGCUUCCUUGAACAGUCGCAAAUAAUAUCCAAAAUGUCAAAGAUGAUGGAAAAUAUGGAUGACACCUUUAAGAAAAUGAUUAAAGACAAGAACAUUCUCAAUGACAUGGUUGCGCCACAAAUAAAUAAAAUUAUACUUAACAUAAAAGGGGUAAAUAUUUGUCUUGGGUGGUAGCACUAAACAGAUGUUAUUGCGCCACUUGAUUUUCUGUUCCAUUGUAGCUAAUGUACCUGAACAUUGCGAGGAGGUUAUAACUGGAAAGAUUAGGUAUUCGGUUGGGGAGACAGUGGUCCAGGCCAUAACAUCUAUUUCAUGCUACCUCUUGAAACAAAUUUAUACCUCCCAAAGUCUUUGUAAAAUGAGAUAUGCAAUAAAUGAAAUAUUUCAUCCACAAAUCACAAUAUUGAUUUAAGGUACUAUUAGGGAACAAACAAGCAUAUAUUUGGUUCCAAUGUAUAAUGGUGAUGACUUGACUCAUCGUGCCUGUGAUUGAAGAAUCAACUCAGCCUUUAUUUCUCUCUUUCAAGUGUUCAGUGUCGUCUUUCUAGACAGGAUAAGAUGGUAAUUGCGUAAGACUUUGGAAUGGUGACUAAAAACCCGACCUAAUAUUAAAAGAAUAUAACUUGCAAAUUUUCCUGGAAUCUCCAUAUGUACUUCUUGCAAGGUAUUGGCAAAACACGCUGGAGAAAUUGUAUAAUUAGACAUUUUUAGCAAUUUAUUCUGUCUCACCAAAUAUUCCAACCUCCUUUACUGGUGAACCUCAGGUAAUUUUAAGCACAUGCAUCUAAGAUGGUACUGACAGAAUUCUGCAUCAGUUUUUUUUUCAAAAUUAGCUUUUAAUUUACAUACUGGAGUUUUCAA
Messenger RNA from Hemiscyllium ocellatum (epaulette shark), 3335 nucleotides. Its product is annotated as PC3-like endoprotease variant B. Gene Ontology annotation, molecular function: serine-type endopeptidase activity. Gene Ontology annotation, biological process: peptide hormone processing. Lineage: Eukaryota; Metazoa; Chordata; Chondrichthyes; Orectolobiformes; Hemiscylliidae. Gene Ontology annotation, cellular component: Golgi membrane; trans-Golgi network. The record is from RefSeq and is a predicted model, not a curated record. The transcript is spliced from 20 exons. The coding region runs from base 10 to 2448 and encodes 812 amino acids.